AGGUGGUUGUGGGUAGCGCGCCUGGGAGGGAGAAAGAAGUCGGGGGCCGGCGCGCGCCGCCCGCGGGGCCUGAAGGGAUGUUCGAGGACGAGUCCCACGCUGAGGGGGCGGCGGUGGUCGCCGCAGCUGGGGAGGCGCUACAGGCCCUGUGCCAGGAGCUGAACCUGGACGAGGGGAGCGCGGCCGAAGCCCUGGACGACUUUACUGCCAUCCGAGGCAACUACAGCCUGGAGGGAGAAGUUACACACUGGUUGGCAUGUUCAUUAUACGUUGCAUGCCGCAAAAGCAUUAUUCCCACGGUUGGAAAGGGUAUCAUGGAAGGCAACUGUGUUUCACUUACCAGAAUACUACGUUCAGCUAAAUUAAGAUUCAAGCAAUCCUCCCACCUCACCCUCCCAAGUAGCUGGGACUACAGUUUAAUACAAUUUUUUAGUAAAAUGAAGAAGUGGAUGGACAUGUCAAAUCUACCACAAGAAUUUCGUGAACGUAUAGAAAGGCUAGAGAGAAAUUUUGAGGUGUCUACUGUAAUAUUCAAAAAAUAUGAGCCAAUUUUUUUAGAUAUAUUUCAAAAUCCAUAUGAAGAACCACCAAAGUUACCGCGAAGCCGGAAGCAGAGGAGGAUUCCUUGCAGUGUUAAGGAUCUGUUUAAUUUCUGUUGGACACUUUUUGUUUAUACUAAGGGUAAUUUUCGGAUGAUUGGGGAUGACUUAGUAAACUCUUAUCAUUUACUUCUAUGCUGCUUGGAUCUGAUUUUUGCCAAUGCGAUUAUGUGCCCAAAUAGACAAGACUUGCUAAAUCCAUCGUUUAAAGGUUUACCAUCUGAUUUUCAUACUGCUAACUUUAGGGCUUCUGAAGAGCCGCCCUGCAUCAUUGCUGUACUGUGUGAACUGCAUGAUGGACUUCUAGUAGAAGCAAAAGGAAUAAAGGAGCACUACUUUAAGCCAUAUAUUUCAAAACUCUUUGACAGGAAGAUAUUAAAAGGAGAAUGCCUCCUGGACCUUUCAAGUUUUACUGAUAAUAGCAAAGCAGUGAAUAAGGAGUAUGAAGAGUAUGUUCUAACUGUUGGUGAUUUUGAUGAGAGGAUCUUUUUGGGGGCAGAUGCAGAAGAGGAAAUUGGAACACCUCGAAAGUUCACUGGUGACACCCCAUUAGGGAAACUGACCACACAGGCUAAUGUGGAGUAUAACCUUCAACAACACUUUGAAAAAAAAAGGUCAUUUGCACCUUCUACCCCUCUGACAGGACAGAGAUAUUUACGAGAAAAAGAAGCCGUUAUUACUCCUGUUGCAUCAGCCACCCAAAGUGUCAGCCGGUUACAGAGUAUUGUGGCUGGUCUGAAAAAUGCCCCAAGUGACCAACUUACAAAUAUUUUUGAAUCUUGUGUGCGUAAUCCUAUGGAAAACAUUAUGAAAAUACUAAAAGGAAUGGGAGAGACUUUCUGCCAACACUAUACUCAAUCAACAGAUGAACAGCCAGGAUCUCACAUAGACUUUGCUGUAAACAGACUAAAGCUGGCAGAAAUUUUGUAUUAUAAAAUACUAGAGACCGUAAUGGUUCAGGAAACACGAAGACUUCAUGGAAUGGACAUGUCAGUUCUUUUAGAGCAAGAUAUAUUUCAUCAUUCCUUGAUGGCUUGUUGUUUGGAAAUUGUGCUCUUUGCCUAUAGCUCACCUCGUAGUUUUCCUUGGAUUAUUGAAGUUCUCAACUUGCAACCAUUUUACUUUUAUAAGGUUAUUGAGGUGGUGAUCCGCUCAGAAGAAGGGCUCUCAAGGGACAUGGUGAAACACCUGAACAGCAUUGAAGAACAGAUUUUGGAGAGUUUAGCAUGGAGUCACGAUUCUGCACUGUGGGAGGCUCUCCAGGUUUCUGCAAACAAAGUUCCUACCUGUGAAGAAGUUAUAUUCCCAAAUAACUUUGAAACAGGAAAUGGAGGAAAUGUACAGGGACAUCUUCCCAUGAUGCCAAUGUCUCCUCUAAUGCACCCAAGAGUCAAGGAAGUUCGAACUGACAGUGGGAGUCUUCGAAGAGAUAUGCAACCAUUGUCUCCAAUUUCUGUCCAUGAACGCUACAGUUCUCCUACCGCAGGGAGUGCUAAGAGAAGACUCUUUGGAGAGGACCCCCCAAAGGAAAUGCUUAUGGGCAAGAUCAUAACAGAAGGAACAAAAUUGAAACUCGCUCCUUCUUCAAGCAUUACUGCUGAAAAUAUAUCAAUUUUACCUGGUCAAACUCUUCUAACAAUGGCCACAGCCCCAUUAACAGGAACAACAGGACAUAAAGUUAUGAUUCCAUCACAUGGUGUUGCAAAUGAUGCUGCAGAGAUCAAGCUGAUACCUAUUUCCAUGAAUACAAAUCAAGAGUCUAAAGUCAAGAGUCCUGUAUCACUUACUGCUCAUUCAUUAAUUGGUGCUUCUCCAAAACAGACCAGUCUGACUAAAGCACAAGAGGUACAUUCAACUGGAAUAAGCAGGCCAAAGAGAACUGGGUCCUUAGCACUAUUUUACAGAAAGGUCUAUCAUUUGGCAAGUGUACGCUUACGUGAUCUAUGUCUAAAACUGGAUGUUUCAAAUGAGUUACGAAGGAAGAUAUGGACGUGUUUUGAAUUCACUUUAGUUCACUGCCCUGAUCUAAUGAAAGACAGGCAUUUGGAUCAGCUCCUCCUUUGUGCCUUUUAUAUCAUGGCAAAGGUAACAAAAGAAGAAAGAACUUUUCAAGAAAUUAUGAAAAGUUACAGGAAUCAGCCCCAAGCUAAUAGUCACGUAUAUAGAAGUGUUCUGCUGAAAAGUAUUCCAAGAGAAUUUGUGGCAUAUAAUAAAAAUAUAAAUGAUGACUUUGAAAUGAUAGAUUGUGACUUGGAAGAUGCUACAAAAACACCUGACUGUUCCAGUGGACCAGUGAAAGAGGAAAGAGGUGAUCUUAUAAAAUUUUACAAUACAAUAUAUGUAGGAAGAGUGAAGUCGUUUGCACUGAAAUACGACUUGUCAAAUCAGGACCAUGUGAUGGAUGCUCCACCACUCUCUCCUUUUCCACAUAUUAAGCAACAGCCAGGCUCACCACGCCGCAUUUCCCAACAGCACUCCAUUUAUAUUUCCCCACACAAGAAUGGGUCAGGUCUUACACCAAGAAGCGCUCUGCUGUACAAGUUCAAUGGCAGCCCUUCUAAGAGUUUGAAAGAGAUCAACAACAUGAUAAGGCAAGGUGAGCAGAGAACCAAGAAGCGAGUAAUAGCCAUCGAUAGUGAUGCAGAAUCCCCUGCCAAACGUGUCUGUCAAGAAAAUGAUGAUGUUUUACUGAAACGACUACAGGAUGUUGUCAGUGAAAGAGCAAAUCAUUAAUGUUCUUGUUUCUAUGAUAAAAGCACUUUCAGAUUGUUCUGCAGAAAGUUAGAGCUCUGUCCUUCAAACCUUUUAGCCCUAUGGAUGGUAAAUAUUGCUGGAUUAUAAGAAAAAAAAUUGCACAAAAAUGUGCUUUUUAAAAUAUUUAUCCAAAAUCUAGUUGACAGAGAUGUAUUUUGAGUUGGAUUGGAAAGGAAUAUUUUAAGUGCCUUUUAAAAAUACUAAUAGUGGCCGGGCACGGUGGCUCAAGCCUGUAAUUCCAGCACUUUGGGAGGCCGAGACGGGUGGAUCGCGAGGUCAGGAGAUCGAGACCAACCU
Rhinopithecus roxellana (golden snub-nosed monkey) is the source of this 3650-nucleotide messenger RNA. It is a transcript of the gene RBL1, whose product is annotated as RB transcriptional corepressor like 1. Lineage: Eukaryota; Metazoa; Chordata; Mammalia; Primates; Cercopithecidae. Bases 78 to 3332 code for a protein of 1084 amino acids. Gene Ontology annotation, cellular component: nucleus; chromatin; transcription regulator complex. The record is from RefSeq and is a predicted model, not a curated record. Gene Ontology annotation, molecular function: RNA polymerase II transcription regulatory region sequence-specific DNA binding. Gene Ontology annotation, biological process: cell differentiation; regulation of transcription by RNA polymerase II; negative regulation of G1/S transition of mitotic cell cycle. The transcript has 23 exons.